Beta vulgaris subsp. vulgaris (sugar beet) is the source of this 2255-nucleotide messenger RNA. RefSeq lists its product as hypothetical. NCBI's taxonomy places the organism in Eukaryota, Viridiplantae, Streptophyta, Magnoliopsida, Caryophyllales, Amaranthaceae. The transcript is spliced from 4 exons. Gene Ontology annotation, molecular function: protein binding. The record is from RefSeq and is a predicted model, not a curated record. Bases 127 to 1866 code for a protein of 579 amino acids.
UCCAGAGAAAAUUAUGCUAAAGUGGACACAUUCUUGCCGCAAAGUGUCCCAUAUUUCAGCUUGAAAUUACAAACACUUGAAGGCAUUAAGUCACCAGGUCGUAGAUGGCGCAUUUUAGCAUCCGUAAUGGAAACAGUGAUGUGGCUAAGAGUAAUGCUCAAAGAAUUGAACAAGUACCGUAUGAAAUUGAAGCUUUUUUGUCGUCUCUUCCCGAGUGAUUAUGAUUUUGAGAGAGACACACUAGUUGAGCUAUGGAUGGCCAUGGGAUUUUUGAGGGAGGAGCACAUGGAAGAUGUUGGUAGCAGGUAUUUUGACAAUUUACUAGAAGAACAGUACAUCCUACCCUCCAGAAUUGAUUCUGUUAAUCGGAAAACCAAGUAUAAAGUUAACUUGGACAAGGUUGCAGCUCUUUCAAAUGGGGAGCAAGCCACAAAUGAAGAUCUUAAUAUCAUUAUCGAUGAUGAGAAUGAGAUAACAGCUGAUAAAACUAAGGCCUGGAAUAUCUCUGUAGUGUCCACAAAUGUCAAUCAAAACAUGCUUAAGACAUUGAUGAGCUUCCAUAAAUUGAGGACACUACUAUUUAUGCGCAAUUAUGGAUCUUCUCUUAAAGAAAUACCAUCUGCCAUGUUUCUAGACCUGCAGUCCAUAGAAGCACUUGAUCUGAGUGGUAGUCAUCUUACUGAGUUGCCAAGUUCUAUAGGAAAUUUGAGGCGAUUACGUUACCUGGAUCUUUCAUUUACAUUGCUUGAAAGCUUACCUGAGUCUAUGGAUCGUCUUGGAGAACUGCAGACCUUGAAACUUAGAGGAUGCAAGAAUCUAUACGAGUUACCUAAAAAUUUCAAAGAGCUUACACACCUUCGCCAUUUAGAUUUUGAUAUUCUUGGCCAACUAACAUUCAUGCCCAAAGGAAUACGGGCCCUUACUGAGCUUCGUACCUUAUCAGCAUUCAUUGUGGAUCCUGAAGGAAUUUGUAGUCUCAGGGAACUGCGGAAUAUAAAUAACCUCAGUGGUAGUUGUUGCAUCUCUGGGUUAGAAAAUGUCUCUGACGCAGGAGAUGCUUGGGAGGCUCAUUUGCAGGAUAAAGUGAAUUUGACUCAAUUACAUUUAAGAUGGAACAACUUCAAACGAUAUGAUGAUAGUGAUAGGAAAUUUGCUAUCAGAAUCAUUCAUUGUCUAAAGCCAAAUUCUGAAUCUUUACAAGAGUUGCAGAUCUCGUAUUACCCUGGCUCAGAAUUCCCAAGCUGGAAUAGUUACUGCAAGUUUAAGAAACUUACCCUCCUUAACUGUGAAAAUACUCAAUUUUGUAUGUCUCUAGGAUUGUCUUCAACCACCAAAAAUCUUAGUAUUGUUCACAUGGAUAGACUGACAAUGAUUGGUUACCAACGUCGUGGGAUUCCCUCUGAGUGUGCAUUUCCCGAAUUGCAAGAGUUUGUGGUUGAUGGAAUGUUGAGUUUGGAAACAUGGACAGUGAAUGAUGGUGAUUUCCCACUCCUUUCUAAGUUUAUCAUCAAGCAGUGUCCCAAGUUAACUACACUUCCUUUUCUUGCAUGGCUACCUUCCUUGCAGCAUUUGGAAAUAACCCAGUGCACUACGUUUGAAUCUCUACCUGAGGAAACAUUGUCAACUUUGGUACAGACACUGAUUAUAGAUGAUUGUCCAUUGCUAAAAAAGAGGUACUCAAAGGGAGCUAAAGAUUGGCACAAGAUAAAGCAUGUACUAAAUGUAUGGAUUGAUCUAGAGGAUAUGCACUCAGCUACUGAAGAUAACAACUCCACAUCAGGUUCUCCCUCAUAUAAUGAUUUUGAUUACAAAGAAACUUUUGAUAUAGAUGAUAUCCAGACACCUUGGAGAGAGGAUCACUUUUAGGAUGAUGCCAAUGCCAAUUUAUUGGGGAACGACGCACCACCAACGGAAAGUCAAGAGUUAAGAACUUAAGACCCAAGAAAUGGCUCUACGCGCAAUUUUGGAGCUGUUGAAAAAUAGUGUGCCAAAGAAUCCAACGUCAAACUUGACUAUCUGAUGUACUUCAAUUUAAUUUGAAGCAUAAGUAAUAGAGAAACUUUUAGUUCUUUUAUGGAAAGUUGAAGAUGUACAUCUAAAAUUUGUGGUGUAUUACAAUAUUAAGUUCUAAUUUGUUUAUUAGUGACGAAUAAUCUAGUGACUUGUGACUUGUUUAGUAGGUAAAUAAAGGAAUGUUGUAAUUUUGCAAGUUGCAAUUAAUGUGAACUGUUAUAACGGACGUGAGAAAGAAACAA